AUGGAUCCACCAUUAAGUAAAGAAAGGCUACCGCUAACAAACGUUUCCAACAAUGUCCAUCCACGAUCAUGUAAAACCAGCAAAGAAUGCGAUGAUCCCCCGGAAGAACUACGGAAAACGAUUACCCAUGUUAACGAAGAAAUUUUCUUCAUGCACCGCACGGACCAACAUAGAGGAACCGAAGAAGUAGAUGGCAAUCCUUUCAAUCUACUAUCCGAUGAAGUUUUGCUGCAGAUAUUGAAAUGGCUUCCCAAAAAGACACUACUUGAUUGUGGCCUAGUGAAUCGUCGGCUCAAUCGUGUGACAAAAGACGAAACGCUUUGGUAUAGGUUAGAUCUCAGCAAUCGAACGCUCCAGCGCCAUGGGCUGUUGGAGGUGCUUAGCCGUGGUGUCGUUGUGCUGCGCUUAGCACAAACACACAUCGCUGACCCUAUCCCGGACAGCUGUCUGGACAUUCCCCCAGGGAUAAAGGUACAGUUUUUGGAUCUCAGCAUGUGCACUAUCAGUAAACCAAUACUGCACGCGCUGCUAGCGAGUUGUCGUGCUUUGGUAAAGCUUAGCCUAGAGAACGUUCCCCUGGAUGGAGGAAUAUGUGCAGAAAUAGCCGAAAAUCGGCGGCUAGAUACGCUGAAUCUCACCAUGUGCUCAGGCAUUGAUACGGCUGGAAUGCACCUGAUGGCAACGGCGCUAACGAAACUGCUCAAUCUGAACGUAAGUUGGACGAACUUAAGCUCUGAAGCAGUGCAGGAACUGGUAAAAAAUCUAACGCCACAGAUUAUGCACCUUAACAUAGCGGGAUGCAGAAGUACAUUGCAUGAUGAGGCGGUGGCAGUUAUAGUUAAACGCUGUCCAAGACUAGUCGCGUUGGAUCUUUCCGAUUGUACACUGCUAACGGAUGGGUCAAUAAAAACGCUAUGCAGAGCACGUAAGAUAGAGUACCUGUCGGUGUCGCGAUGCUACAAUAUUCCUUUACCGUCGUAUUUGCUUCUGUCGGAACUAAAUACGCUUAAGUAUUUGGAUGUAUUUGGGCUAGGUUCUGACCAGAUGAUCGAAGCACUGAAACACUCGUUGAGUGACGUUGGAAUCAAUAAGUAUUAUCACAGUGCCGUUGCACGGCCUACGGUCGGCAGCAAAAGAACUUCGAUCUGGGGUCUCAGAACGCGUGAUUAA
Anopheles marshallii is the source of this 1170-nucleotide messenger RNA. It is a transcript of the gene Skp2, whose product is annotated as S-phase kinase-associated protein 2. The transcript has 4 exons. Gene Ontology annotation, cellular component: SCF ubiquitin ligase complex. Gene Ontology annotation, molecular function: protein binding. Lineage: Eukaryota; Metazoa; Arthropoda; Insecta; Diptera; Culicidae. Bases 1 to 1170 code for a protein of 389 amino acids. The record is from RefSeq and is a predicted model, not a curated record. Gene Ontology annotation, biological process: SCF-dependent proteasomal ubiquitin-dependent protein catabolic process.